UGUAACUGUACCUAACAAAGAGAUGACAAACAUAUUUCUAGAUAUUAAAUAAAUUGUUACCCUUCGUGCAUUUUGUUUAUUACUUAUCGCCAAUAAUAUUCGAUAAAAUAAGGGACAAGAAAGUAAAUGCUGGAGAAAUAGACAGUAGAAGUUGCAACAAAUUUUUAGACCGAACAAAACUUUAAACUACAGUAUGUCAUCUCGUGGGAGAGAUGAGCACAUUCCUCACCAACAUUCAAUGUCCUCUACGCCUGGGGUAUCAUCAUCCAGUUCAUCGCGAACACUUUCUCUGGUGGAAAAACAAAAGUAUAUCGAAGAAUAUGAUUUCCCCUAUUGCGAUGAGUCGUCUAAAUAUGAAAAGGUAGCAAAAAUCGGUCAGGGUACAUUCGGCGAGGUUUUUAAAGCGCGUGAAAAAAAAGGUAAUAAAAAAUUUGUAGCCAUGAAAAAGGUGCUAAUGGAUAACGAAAAAGAAGGCUUUCCAAUUACUGCACUUCGUGAGAUCCGUAUUUUACAACUGUUAAAACACGAAAACGUUGUAAAUCUUAUAGAAAUUUGCCGAACCAAAGCGACUGCCAGUAAUGGCUAUCGUUCAACAUUUUACCUAGUUUUUGAUUUCUGUGAGCACGAUUUGGCUGGUUUAUUGUCGAAUAUCAACGUAAAAUUUAGCCUUGGCGAAAUAAAGAAGGUUAUGCAACAGUUAUUAAACGGAUUAUAUUAUAUUCACAGCAAUAAGAUUCUGCAUCGAGACAUGAAGGCAGCGAAUGUACUUAUUACUAAACAUGGAGUGCUAAAACUAGCAGAUUUUGGCCUUGCGCGCGCUUUUAGCAUACCUAAGAAUGAUGUCAAAAAUCGUUACACAAAUCGAGUUGUUACAUUAUGGUAUCGACCUCCCGAAUUACUGCUUGGUGAUCGGAACUACGGUCCACCAGUAGAUAUGUGGGGCGCUGGAUGUAUUAUGGCUGAAAUGUGGACACGUUCACCUAUCAUGCAAGGUAAUACAGAACAACAACAACUUACUUUCAUCUCUCAACUAUGCGGUUCAUUUACACCUGAUGUUUGGGCUGGUGUGGAAGAACUGGAAUUAUAUAAAAACGUAGAUUUACCAAAGAAUCAAAAGCGGCGUGUCAAGGAACGCUUACGUCCUUACGUAAAGGACCCUAACGGUUGUGAUCUACUCGACAAACUUUUGACGUUGGAUCCAAAAAAACGUAUUGAUGCGGAUACUGCUCUUAACCAUGACUUUUUUUGGACAGAUCCGAUGCCCAGUGAUUUGAGUAAAAUGCUUUCGCAGCAUUCGCAAAGUAUGUUCGAAUAUUUGGCACAGCCUCGAAGAAGUAAUCAAAUGAGAAAUUAUCACCAACAAUUGGCGACAAUGAAUCAAAAACCUCAAGAUAACAGUUUAAUUGAUAGAGUUUGGUAGUUAUUACCUUAUAGCGGCUUAAUGUCGACCCUUAAAGAAUGCAAUGCAGGUAUAUAUGGUUACAACCCGCUGACUGCCAAAUAUUAUUGCAUUCGUGUUUUCUAAAUUUUUAAACAGACUCAUAUUUAGUAUUAGGUUCACGUUUAACAAUAGUUUUAUACAUUUAAUUAAAAAGUAGGAUGUUUUUUGAAUUUAAGGCUGAAACCGCAGAUUGUAUGCGCAAAUAAAUUUUGUUAUACAACCGUAUACCAAAUGUUUUUUUGUUUUUUAUGUUUUCGUUAUACUUAACAACUUUUAAAUUAUCUAAAUGUUUUGGGCAUUCAGCAUACGUAAUCAAUAAGUAAAUUAAUAUCGGAAAUCGUUUUAAAUAAAAUUUUUGAUUUAUUAUA
This is a messenger RNA of Ceratitis capitata (Mediterranean fruit fly), 1809 nucleotides long. It is a transcript of the gene Cdk9, whose product is annotated as cyclin-dependent kinase 9. The record is from RefSeq and is a predicted model, not a curated record. Gene Ontology annotation, molecular function: cyclin-dependent protein serine/threonine kinase activity; ATP binding. The transcript has 4 exons. Bases 194 to 1420 code for a protein of 408 amino acids. Gene Ontology annotation, biological process: protein phosphorylation. Gene Ontology annotation, cellular component: nucleus. Lineage: Eukaryota; Metazoa; Arthropoda; Insecta; Diptera; Tephritidae.